Molecule: messenger RNA, 2247 nt
Organism: Didymodactylos carnosus
Lineage: Eukaryota; Metazoa; Rotifera; Eurotatoria; Philodinida; Philodinidae
Source: the annotation of a GenBank genome assembly
AUGACCAUCGAUGGAACCUGCAGCUAUGUUCCCCAGCAGCCAUGGAUAUUUUCAUCUUCUAUAAGAGAAAACAUCUUAUUCGGCUUACCAUAUGAAGCAGUCAGGUUUUCGGAAGCAGUUAGAGCAUCAGCACUUGAUACAGAUUUAGAAAUAUUACCACAUGGUGAAUGGACAUUGGUAGGUGAUAAUGGAGUAGCUUUGUCCGGUGGUCAGAAAGCAAGAGUGAACCUCGCAAGGGCGUUGUAUCGAAAUAGUGACAUUUAUCUACUAGAUGAUCCUCUAGCGGCAGUAGACACAAAAGUUGGAAAAUACAUAUUUCAAAAAUGUAUUCGUAAUACAUUAAAAUCGAAAAUUGUUAUUUUGGUUACACAUCAUGUUCAUUUUUUGCAAAGUGCAACAAAAAUCUUAUAUGUAGAUCAUGGAAAAAUUGUUGCUGAAGGCAAAUAUCAUGAAUUGAUUGAUAAAAAUGAAUUUUUCACCAAUUUUGUUACUGAGGUUCAGCAUCAAAAAUCGGUAGAAACAGUUUCCGAGUCAAAUGAUAAACUGAAAUACAGACAACUGAGUAGUCAACUGGAUUCUGUAGCUGACGACGAACAUGACAAUACAAAAGUAGCAUUAUUAAGCAGCAACUACGAAAAUCUUUGGAUUGCUGAUACGAUGAAAACACAUGAAAUACAAGAAGACGAAGCUAAGGUCAUUGGUGGUUUAAAUUCUAAAUUGUUCGUUAAAUAUUUCCAAGCUGGUACAGGUUAUUUGGGCAUGAUCGGUUUGCUUUGUCUAUUUACUUUGACAAUUGUUUUGUUACUUUUGAGUGAUUGGUGGUUAGCCAGAUGGGGAAAAGAACAAGGUAUUCGUAAAGGAUUAAACGAAGAAAUUUCAAAUUGUUCAUCCAAGGUUGAUCAAUUAAUAUCAAAUAUGUCAACAGUCGAAUGGAAUCACCGUCGAAAUAAUAAUUUUUAUGUUUAUUUGACAUUGAAUGUCGGACGUAUUAUAAAUCGUUUUUCCAAAGAUACAGAAAAUAUGGACGAACAAUUACCAAUGAAAUUGUUUAAUCUUUUCGAUACUCAAUGUACCAAACAAUUUGAAAAUUAUUUAAAUCAACAUACAAAACCAUACUGGCUAUUGAUGACAGUUGACCGAUGGAGUGGAAUUCGUUACGACUGGAUGUCAGCGGCAUUUGUUACAUUUUUAGUUGUAACAAGUCUUAUAUUUCAUAAAAGUUUACAAAGUGCAAAAAUAACUGUUGCUUUAGUUUAUUCAUUAACUUUAAUUGGCCAAUUCCAAUGGAUGAUUAGACUUGGGGUUGAAGUUAUGUUGCAGAUGAUUAGUGUGGAACGUAUUUCUGAAUAUUGUCAUUUACCAUUGGAAGAAGAACCUAACCAAAAACGUCAUCUGGAAAAACCCAAACCACACUGGCCUCAUAGUGGUGAAAUUUCAUUUCAAAAUCUUUCGUUUCGUUAUUCAGAACAGUCAUCAUGGAUAUUAGAUAAAAUUAAUAUACAAAUAAAACCAUCGGAAAAAGUGGGAAUUGUUGGUAGGACCGGAGCCGGAAAAAGUUCAAUUAUUCAAGCGUUAUUUCGAACGGCUGAAUUAGAUGGCAAAAUACUGAUCGAUGGUAUUGAUACACAGACGAUUUCAUUGUAUGAUUUAAGACGACGCUUAUCAAUUAUACCGCAGGAUCCAGUUUUAUUUGAUGAUACACUCCGAAAAAAUGUAGAUCCAUUUGGUGAGUUUUCAGAUGUAGAAAUAUGGAAUGCGUUAGAAGAAGUUCAAUUAAAAUUAUCAGUUAGUUCACUGCCAAAUGGCCUCCAGCAACAAGUCACUGAAGGCGGUUCAAAUUUUAGUGUUGGAGAACGUCAGUUAAUUUGCUUAGCACGGGCAUUGCUGCGAAAAAAUAAAAUUUUAGUCAUUGAUGAAGCAACAGCAAAUGUAGACAUGAGAACUGAUUAUUUGAUCCAACAAGCUUUACGUAAAAAAUUCAAAAAUUAUACUGUUCUGACCAUAGCACAUCGUCUUCGAACUGUCAUUGAUAAUGAUCGAAUAUUAGUACUAUCAAAUGGUCAAGUAAUUGAUUUCGAUCAUCCGUAUAUUUUACUUUCAAAUUCAAAUUCAUAUUUUUAUGAAAUGGUUCAACAAACACAAAAAAGUGAAAUACACCAUUUAAUGAAACAAGCUAAAAAAUAUUAUAAGAAAAAAGAUGUUCAGCAGCAAGAACAACAACAACUUGUUUUUGAAUCAACUCUCUAA